ACAUUCCUUAAUUGCUCAGGCCUAGGAUUUCUGAACGUACCGAAGAAUUUACCUGUGAAUACCACAAGACUUGAUUUAAGCAGCAAUAAUAUAACGACCUUGUUUAACAAUGAUUUCAGUGAGCUGACAAACCUUCGAUAUUUAGAUCUUAGUAUAAAUUUGAUAUCGUUGAUACAAAGUGGAUCACGUCUAUUAUCUCCCUUGACCAAACUAGAAGUUUUAGAUAUUUCUAAUAAUGGUCUCGCUUCUUUACCGAAUGAUAUUUUUAGUGAGCUCAAAAAUCUUCAAAUGAUAGUUUUAACUAAUAAUAAACUUAUAUUUAUUCCGGAUGUGACAACAUCGAAUACAAAUUCAAAUUUUCAUAUAUCCUUAUAUGGUAAUGUGUUGUACUGUGGAUGUCCUUCGGUGAAGUUCUUACUGUGGUUG
Lottia gigantea (owl limpet) is the source of this 426-nucleotide messenger RNA. RefSeq lists its product as hypothetical. The record is from RefSeq and is a predicted model, not a curated record. The annotation marks the transcript as partial. The transcript has 3 exons. Gene Ontology annotation, molecular function: protein binding. Lineage: Eukaryota; Metazoa; Mollusca; Gastropoda; Lottiidae.